Molecule: messenger RNA, 3066 nt
Organism: Marchantia polymorpha subsp. ruderalis
Lineage: Eukaryota; Viridiplantae; Streptophyta; Marchantiopsida; Marchantiales; Marchantiaceae
Source: the annotation of a GenBank genome assembly
GCAAUCGCGAGGCGCGAGACGCUUGACGGUACGAGAUGGUGUUCUGAGAAAUUUGAGGAGAACGCGAGGAGGGAGGGAGGGAGCGAAGGGGCAAGCGGGAGGAGAUGGCUCAAUCGGCCAGCUCCUGCGCUUCUUCUCACUCUCGACCUUCGUUCUCUGCUUCGUCGUCGGACAGCAACCCUGCCUCUCCCCGGACCCCGUCAAUUUGUAAAGAGGGACGACUGGAUUCUGCGGUUGAGGAGUGUUGUUGCGCGACAUCGCCUCCGCUCUCGCCGUUCGCCGCACCGGUGGAGAAGGAGCGAUCGUCGCGAGAACAUGACGCGGCCUUGUCGCUCAUCGAGAGGUUGGACGAUGGCUGGUUUUGGGAUAAUGUGGUGAGCUGCCGCUGGGGCCAAGCCGCCUCGUCCCUGCCCGCCAUCGCCGAAGGUUCCGGUUCAGCAGCAGCAGCAGCAGCUAGAGAUAGAUUGGCGGGAGACUCCGCAUCCGCGCAUGGAAUUCGACCCCCUGAUGCGGCGGGACACAGCGCCAGCCAGCGGGAUGUCCUCAAGGCUCCCUUCCGGAGCAUCGAGAUGGUGCAGCCUUUCGUCACGUCGCGGAGCUUUUCCGGUGCCAGGGAUGCGCGAGAUCAUCAAGGUCUUCCUAGGUCCAGAUUGAGGCCGCUCACUCGGCGGACCGGAAGUAUGGACGAAAAGCAAUGGAAAGACAUUAGCUUCAGCGACAGCGAGCAGAAGCAUUUCACCCGGGCGCCGCAAGAUUACUCUAUCCCCCUUGUCGGAGAUAAGCGAAUUGAGCCCUCCAAUUUGGGCCUGGGCCAGGUGAGGAGAAGGAGGAACACGAUGUUGGACGUUGUUGUACCGUCCAGACGCUUUUCUGAUGGCGACGAGACCGCAGACGAAGUGAGCGCACCUCUGGCAAACGUCCGCGAGGAAGGCGAGAGCGCUCCUGAGGACAAGUCCUCAAACAAGAACCAGGUUCCACCAAAGCUGGUGCUGCCAGGCAAGUUGGGAGGCAUCAUAACAGGCAGAGAUUUGCGGAAUGAUCAGACAGAUAGCAAUACGAAGUGGACGCCCCCUCAGAGGCGUGGAGGCAAAAGGGGAAGAAGAAAAAGUUCAAAAAGUUUAACAGAGAUCGAGUAUGAUGAAAUGCGGGGCUGCAUGGACCUUGGUUUCAGUAUCAACAAAGACGACCUCACUCCCCGGGUUGUCAAUGUGUUUCCUGGCGUGAAGGAUGCCUACAAGGGCGGAGAUGAUCCAUUUUUAAAUUCUCCUCGAGAUAGAGCCAAUUCUCCAAAGGGCUGGCACCGACGGCCAGAGUCGCCUCUGCUCAAGUGGCAGUUGCCUACACCGAAUGGCAACAAAGUGGAUAUGAAAGCUCAACUGAAGUUCUGGGCCCAUGCCGUUGCAUCUACAGUGGCUGCGGAGUGCUGAUCUCUUCUCAGUGUUCUGCUCCCAAUCAGUUUCAAUUGUCCUACAUCAAAUCAGGUCUUUAGAAAUAUGUCAUCCUGCAAGGCAAUCCGCAAACAUGGAACAUGGAAGGCUGCCGAGUGGAGGAAGUGGUAACCAGCGCUUUGACAUCUUAUAUUUGAGGGCUGGGUAGUUCGUGUAAUUAUGAAAAGCUGUGGCGUGCCGAGGAACUGCAGUCUAUUGAGUUUGUGCUCAAUUCUUUACAGUGAAGAGCCCAUAGCUGUAUGGAAAGCAAGCUUGCUUCAUAUGGUGCUGUUUGCAAGGUUUAGUAUUAAGAAAUAAGGUAUCUGGUAAUUGUAAGGCUUUCGGGUUGCUGUGAGCUUCCGAGAUGGCCACGAUUGUCCUUCCAAGGCCCCCUGACUUUGGGGGGCCUUGUUACAAGCUCAAAAGGUCCGUCCCCUGGUCUACCAGACAGGUUGUUCUCCAAAAGCAGUGUAUCUACGUAGUAGUCGGUAAUAGGUUGUUUUCAUGCGUUUAGUUUAGGGAAAACAGGGGGAUAAUAGCAAGGGUUGGAUUGUAAACUACAGGUCUCAUUGAUUUUGGUUCCAUUCCCUUUUCCUUCACAAUAAGACAGCCCAAUAUGUCACUGCCUUGCUACCUACCAGCUUCCUCUGCUGCCGUAGUUCAGGAUUCUGCUCCCUGUCCUGACUUCCCAUGAUCCGUCUUAUCUCUGGGCACCAUGGAACCCCCAGCACGACCUCGUGUCGGUAGGUCCUACAAAAGAGCCCUCUCUCAUCUCCUCUUUGCUACAUCGUCUCUUAGAGUGUGAAUCUGCUGUGCAAUUGGGUCUCACCAGGCAGAUUCACGUCUACACAGGUCUGUCUACUGUGCCGAAAUCACGGGAAGCUCCCACGCUGUUCCCAAUUCUGCUCAUCCACUAGUUUGUUUGUAGGAAGGUGUGCUCAUAGGAGUGGGCGAAGGUUGCCUUUCACAGCUUGUAAUAUUAGGCUUGGCAAGCUGGGAAGGGGAGCCUGCAGACCCGAAGUGGACGUGCUACCGGUGCCCUGUUUCCCGAGCAAAAGAUUAUCCAAGUCAUUCCCUCAGUCUUCUUACAGUGUGUAUGUGAUUAGUAGAGACCCCAAUGUAUCUCUCCCUACAUGGGUCUCCUCCUUUCCUCUGCAAGAAUUUCUCUUCCCCCUCCUUCUGCUCUGCUAUGUCCUUCCAGGACUGAGGGUCCAUGGCUCCUCUGGCCAUGGCAGGCAACCUCAAUGAAGAUAUUCCUCUAACCUCUAUCUUCCUCCCUCUAUUUUCCUCCCCAUCUUCCCAUCUUCCCCUCUUUCCCUCUCCCCCUCUCCUCAUCUUCUUUCUCAUCUGGACAAGACUGUCCUCUGACUCAGGAAACGGGCCCAAGCACUGCCUACUUCUCCCAAGAAGUAUAGACUCCGGAAAUUUGAAAAUUUGUAGGUUGUUUGUAAGUUAUGAAGUAGGUUAGGAAAUUGUAUCUUUAGAGUUGGAAGAGCAGAAGCGGUGGACUCUGUGGACUCUUGAAUUCAAUAGACUGCAGCAAAGUAGGCCUUUAUAUACGACUACGCCCCAUCAGUCUUGCUCAUGGAUUGGAUAUUACUUGUGUACUGAUGUUUAUUCUGAUUCUCCUGCCUUUGGC